AUGAAUAUUCCUGGCUUCUCUGACUUGUGCGGUCGGUCGCUGCGGCGUCUGAAGAUGGAGGUUCUCGUCGCCGUUGGCGCCUGGGCACUCUCUUCUGUUUGUGGGACUCUGUCUCACGACAGCAGGAUGAGCAGUCUGCUGUGCCCUCAAGGGCUUCCUUACUACGAUCUAUCACCGUUGGAACCCUUGCUCUCGGCUACUGCAAGCGUAAUUUAUCCAAAUGAGACAACAGCUUUCGACCUGGCGACAGCUCGGUGGUCGUCAUAUGAGACUCCGACCAUCAGCGUUGUUGUAGUUCCCGGCACUGAGAGCGACGUUGCGGAGAUCGUGAAAUUCGCCACUGAGUGCAAUAUACCGUUCCUUGCCGUCAAUGGCGGCCACGGGGCCAUCAGCACAGUUGGAAGGAUGGAGAGCGGAAUUGCGAUCUGGAUGCACCAGCUCCAGACCGUCGAGAUCGCCGAGGAUGGAAAAACGGCUACCCUCGGCGGCGGUGCACUGUCCACAAACGUCACGCAAGCUCUUUGGGCCGCAGGAAAACAGACAGUGACUGGAGCAUGCGAGUGCACAAGCAUCCUCGGGCCAGGACUGGGAGGAGGCCAUGGGUGGCUUCAAGGGCGCCAUGGCCUCGUUUCAGAUCAGUUCGUUUCGAUGAACAUCGUUCUGGCAGACGGCACCUUGCAAACCAUCGACAACACAUCUGAUCUCUGGUGGGCUAUGCAAGGAGCUGGCCACAACUUCGGCAUCGUAACUUCAGUCACAGUGAAGAUUUACGAUAUCGACUACCCCACCUGGGCCUACAAAUCCUAUAUCUUCACUGGUGACAAGUUCAGUGAUGUCUACAACAACGUCAAUGAAUAUAUCUCCAAGAAUGGGACUCAGCCGGUGGACAUCGCCAAUUAUGCGUUCUUAUAUAAUGAUCCCACCACGAGUGACAAGCCUCUUCUCAUGUUCUAUAUCCUUCAGGAGGGAGUCACAACUGUGAGCUCAGAAUAUACAGCCCCUUUCGAUGUACUUGGGCCCACGACUACCGACGCCGCCUCAGGUAGCUACACCGAAAUCCCCAUUUGGACCGCUAUGAGCUUGGACGACAUCGUGUGUCAGGAUGCGGGUACUGCUGGGCUGAGGUUCCCAAUUGAUCUGCUAGUCUAUAACGUGACUGCGCUACAGAAUGCCUAUGAUCUGUUCGCGGCCGCCACCCAGGAAACACCUGCGCUCAACGGAUCUAUCUUCUUAUUCGAAGGAUAUUCUCUCCAAGGCGUACAGUCUGUGCCUCACGAGUCGACGGCAGUCAGCUACCGAGGUGAUCGCCUGCUGGUGGCGCCUGUCUUGGUUUUUGAGCCUGAUGGAGGGGCCCUUGACGCCAAGGCGAUUUCGGUUGGCGAGGAUAUACGUAACGCUAUCCGUGAAGGCACCGGCCGAGACGAGUUCCACGCGUACGUCAACUAUGCCUUUGGAACGGAGACCAACCAGGAAAUGUAUGGGUAUGAGCAGUGGCGGCAGGACAAGCUGUCGGCACUCAAGGAAAAGUAUGAUCCGAACCGGAGGUUCAACUUCUACGCACCUAUAGCUUAG
Diaporthe amygdali is the source of this 1572-nucleotide messenger RNA. RefSeq lists its product as uncharacterized. The transcript is spliced from 4 exons. Bases 1 to 1572 code for a protein of 523 amino acids. Gene Ontology annotation, molecular function: oxidoreductase activity; FAD binding. The record is from RefSeq and is a predicted model, not a curated record. NCBI's taxonomy places the organism in Eukaryota, Fungi, Ascomycota, Sordariomycetes, Diaporthales, Diaporthaceae.